AUGGCGAAAGGUCAAGCCGAGAGCGAUAAAACCGUUUGCAAUCAUGAAGCAACCACGACAGUCAGCUUCGAUGCUACGGCUCAAGGCCAUAUUGGCCACGACAAGGAACCAAAUACCGACAAGCAAGAAGAAACUAUUUCUGAAGAUAUCCAUGCUGCAAAUAUGAAGACUGAUGCUGAAAAGGAUGCAAUGGAAGCUGGCGAAGUAGCUCCUACACCAGACCCGAAUAUCGUCGACUGGUCUGGCCCUGACGACCCUGAAAACCCACGCAACUGGUCCAAAGCCUACAAGUUGACAAACAUCAUAGUCAUCAGCUUAUCCGUCCUAUACACCAACCUCGCAACCACCAUGUUCGCCCCCGGCGCCGCUACCAUGCAACGCGAAUUUGGCUUCAAGAGCAACACAGUUGAAGUCCUGACCAUCACCAUGGCAUCACUGGGGUUUGCCCUGGGCCAAUUAUUCAUACCCCCUAUGUCUGAGGUUUUUGGCCGCAUGCCGAUUUACAGGACAAGCUCAAUCUUGUACAUGGGGUUUACGGCUGGUUGCGCGCGUAGUACUGAUGUUGCAGAGUUUCUGGUCUUUCGUUUGUUAACUGGUAUGGCUGCUGCGUCGUAUAUGUCUACGGGAGGCGGUACGGUGGCUGAUCUUUUGCCCAAGGAGGAGAGGGGUGUUGCUAUGGCUAUUUUUACCGCUGGACCGCUCUUUGGCCCUGUGCUUGGUCCUAUUGUGGGAGGAUUCGUUGUCGAGAAUCUCGGAUGGAGAUGGUGCUUUUAUCUCAUCUUGAUGCUUGCUGGCGCAGUCACCCUAAGUACCUUCUUAUACAUGCACGAAACAAGCUCUAUCAACAUACUCAAGUCUAAGGCUGCUAGACUUCGUAAAGAGACAGGCAAUCCAAACCUACGGGCCUCCGGCGAUAAGCAGACCCCGAUCAAGCAGCUCGUCCUCCAUGCCCUAACCCGGCCUAUGAAAUUCCUCUUCACAUCGCCCAUCGUCGCUCUAAUCUCACUCUACAUCGCCUUCAACUUCGGUGUAACCAUGCUUCUCUUCGCCACAUUUCCCACCGUCUACGAGAACACUUAUCAAUGGAGUGUUAGUGUUUCCGGGUUGGCGUACAUCGGCGUCGGUAUUGGUUGCGCCAUAGGGGUCAUCACCUUUGCCAAGCUUAGCGAUCGCCUUCUAAAUGCUGAGGGAGGGAACUACCAUGCAGAGCGGCGGCUUAUAAUGAUGAUGUUUGUAUCUCCAAUGUUCCCCAUCGGCCUGUUCAUCUACGGUUGGACCACUGAGUACAAAGUACACUGGGUUGUGCCCAUCAUCGGGACUGCGAUCUGCGGACCCGGGGCGGUAAUCAUCAAUUCAUCUUCGCAGACAUAUAUCAUCGACAUCUUUGGGCCUCAAGCAGCGGCGUCAGCACUUGCUGCCAUUACACUGCUUCGCAAUCUAACGGGAGCUUUUCUACCCCUUGCCGCACCGACACUCUAUGCCAAGCUUGGAAUAGGCUGGGGAAAUAGCGUGUUGGCCUUCAUCACUGUUGGAUUUAUACCUGUGCCGAUUUACUUUUACUUGUACGGUGCAUCCCUUCGGAAAAGGUUCCCUGUCGAGAUCUGA
Messenger RNA from Fusarium oxysporum Fo47, 1605 nucleotides. Its product is annotated as major facilitator superfamily domain-containing protein. The record is from RefSeq and is a predicted model, not a curated record. Gene Ontology annotation, molecular function: transmembrane transporter activity. Bases 1 to 1605 code for a protein of 534 amino acids. Lineage: Eukaryota; Fungi; Ascomycota; Sordariomycetes; Hypocreales; Nectriaceae. Gene Ontology annotation, biological process: transmembrane transport. The transcript is spliced from 3 exons.